Messenger RNA from Hibiscus syriacus, 634 nucleotides. RefSeq lists its product as uncharacterized. Bases 69 to 362 code for a protein of 97 amino acids. NCBI's taxonomy places the organism in Eukaryota, Viridiplantae, Streptophyta, Magnoliopsida, Malvales, Malvaceae. The transcript is spliced from 2 exons. The record is from RefSeq and is a predicted model, not a curated record.
GAAAGGCCAGCGAUUUCUGGAAACGCAGUCGUUCGGGUUUAAAUUCUUUUGGUGGAAAGAGAAAGUCCAUGGCGUUGAACGUUGGAAUUAGAUCGGCUUCUAAGCUUCUGACUUCGUCCUCUCAACCACUUCUCCACAAGUCCGCUAAUAGAGGGGUUCAUUCAACUGGAGUGAAGAGUAUGGGGGGAGGUCAUGGGCAUGAUGAACCGUAUUACCUUCAUGCUAAGCAUAUGUACAACUUGGAUAGGAUGAAACAUCAGAAGCUGAAAAUGUCUCUUGCUGUUUUUACAGCCUUCAGCAUCGGUGUGUUUGUUCCCGUCUAUGCUGUAAUUUUCCAGCAGAAAAAGACUGCAUCUGGCUGAGCUAUCGAUGCUUGCCUUGCCUUCAUGGCAUGGCUGCUUUCAAUAAGAAACAACUCGGGAGUUGGUGAGAUUCCUUUGUAAUCUCAGCUUUUGGACUGAAGUUAUUUGAUGAUGUUAAUAUUUGCAUUUGCAGGGUUUGUGUUUUAGUAUUUCGGAGAGUUUCUGUUGACAAUCCAUGUUGGUAUUUGUGGGAAUUUAGGAUUUGAUUGUAAUAAAAUUAAUGUAUUUGGAUUUGCAUGGGAAGGGAAUUGCUUUUAUUAUUCAUAAUUUUU